UUCAAUUCCAAACGUUUCCUCCUGAAGUGCCAGGAGUCCGUCCUCUUCAUCCGCCGCACACCGGCAGCCGGGCUGUCCUCCACGGAGAGCUCCCUCCAUGUCCUCCGCGUCUGUGUGCGAGGGUCUCCUUUCCUCCUUCUCCCCAUGAACUUCUCAUUCGCCGCCGUGAACUGCGGAUCGGAACUUUCUCUCCUUUUUUUCCUCUCCUUGAACGCGGCUGCGAGGGAAAAAGUCUUGUGAUUUUCGUUCCCGAAUUGAAAAGUGGACGGCGCGUCUUCUGGAUUCAUCCUUUGAGAUUGUGAGGAAACAAAACACUUGCGGCUCUAAGGAGAACCGACUCGUUCACAAAAGCUCGUCUGGACUGGUCGGCGUUCACUGACCUACAGCCGCGGACUCACGGUGCGUGUACAGCGGGCACUUGUUGUCCGGUGCGCACGGUUUGGGACGAUGCCUGUGAACCUCCGGAGCGGACCGAUGUGGCGCGCCGCAUGGAUAUUAUUCUCUGCAGUCCUGUGCCACUUCUCCCGGGCUCAAGAUGAUGUCCCUCCCUACUUCAAGACGGAGCCGGUCCGAAGUCAGCUUCAUCUGGAGCGCAACAGACUGGUUCUGACCUGCAUGGCUGAAGGAAGCUGGCCGCUGGAGUUCAAGUGGAUCCACAACAACACCGAGCUGACACGCUUUUCCCUGGAGUACAGGUAUCUAAUUCCGUCGCUUGAUCGCUCCCACGCCGGAUUCUAUCGCUGCAUCGUCAGAAAUCGCGUGGGUGCUCUGCUUCAGAGACGAACGGAAGUGCAAGUCGCUUUCAUGGGAAGUUUUGAAGAGGGGGAACGAGUCCAGUCGGUGUCACAAGGGAUGGGCGCUGUCAUCCUGGCGCCACGGAUCCGCAGCUUCCCUCAGCCUCAAGUCACCUGGUUCAGAGACGGACGCAAGAUUCCACCCAGCAGUCGAAUUGCAAUCACACUGGACAACACGCUGGUCAUCUUGUCCACUGUGGCUCCGGAUGCGGGCAGAUACUAUGUCCAGGCGGUGAAUGAUAAGAAUGGAGAAAACAAGACCAGCCAGCCAAUCACCUUGUCCGUGGAAAAUGUCGGCGGACCAGCUGACCCAAUUGCGCCAACCAUCAUCAUUCCCCCGAGGAACACCAGCGUGGUCACUGGCACGUCGGAGGUCACAAUGGAGUGUGUGGCCAAUGCCAGACCCCUCAUCAAGCUUAGCAUCUCUUGGCGAAAGAAUGGAGUGCUGGUAUCCAGUGGUCUGAGUGACUUCAACCGCAGACUGACCAUCCUCAGCCCUCUGGUCAGCGACUCUGGUUUCUACGAAUGUGAGGCCGUUCUCCGGAGCAGCAGUGUGCCUUCCGUCAGCGCUGGGGCUUUUCUCCAUGUAGUAGAGCCGCCACAGUUCAUCAAAGAGCCAGAAAAACACAUCACAGCUGAGAUGGAGAAAGUUGUGGACAUUCCCUGCCAAGCACGAGGAGUUCCUCAGCCUGAUAUUGCGUGGUACAAAGAUGCCAUGCCUAUUGACCCAGUGAAGACGCCGCGCUACAGAGUGCUGGUGGGCGGCAGUCUGCAGGUCAAUGGCCUCUUACCGGAUGACACUGGGAUGUUCCAGUGCUUUGCCAGGAAUUCGGCCGGGGAAGUCCAGACCAACACGUACCUGGCUGUUACCAGUAUUGCUCCAAACAUCACAGCCGGACCCUCUGACAGCACUGUGAUCGACGGCAUGUCUGUCAUCCUGCACUGUGAGACAUCUGGUGCCCCAAGACCCGCUAUUACUUGGCAGAAAGGCGAGCGUGUGCUGGCAAGUGGCUCCGUUCAGCUGCCCAGAUUUACCCUGCUGGAGUCAGGCAGCCUACUCAUCUCCCCCUCCCACAUCUCGGAUGCCGGGACCUACACUUGCAUGGCCAGCAACUCCCGAGGCAUUGACGAGGCGUCUGCUGACCUUGUGGUCUGGGCACGCACCCGGAUUACAACGCCCCCACAGGACCAAAGUGUCAUCAAAGGAACAAAAGCCUCUCUGACUUGUGGAGUCACACAUGACUCCAGUGUGAGCAUCAGGCAUGUUUGGGAGAAGGAAGGAUCGGUGAUCAAUGUCCAGUCCAUCCCUCGCAUGCGGAUGGAUAUAGACGGCACGCUCCACAUCUCCCAGACGUGGUCCGGUGACAUCGGCACCUACACCUGCAGGGUAACCUCGGUGGGCGGUAACGACUCGCGCAGUGCACAUCUGCGAGUCAGGCAGCUGCCUCACGCUCCGGAGAACCCCACCGCUUUGUUGAGCAACUCUGAGAAGAGAGCCAUCGAUCUGGUCUGGGCCAAACCCUUCGAUGGCAACAGUCCACUCAUUCGCUACAUCCUGGAGGUUUCUGAGAACAACGCCCCCUGGGCCAUCUUAUUGGCCAACAUCGAACCCGAGUCCACUGCAGUGACUGUUAACGGCUUGAUCCCAGCCCGCUCCUAUCAGUUCCGAAUGUGCGCCGUCAAUGAUGUGGGCAAGGGGCAGUUUAGCAAAGAGACCGAGCGGGUGUCUCUCCCAGAGGAGCCGCCCAGUGCACCUCCACAGAACGUGAUCGCGAGCGGCAGAACAAACCAGUCCAUAAUGAUCCAGUGGCAACCUCCCCCCGAAAGCCACCAGAACGGCAUCCUGCGGGGAUACACUGUGCGAUACCGUCUCACCGGACUACCGGUCGACUACCAGAUCAAAAAUAUCUCUAGUCCGGAUGUGACCAACCUACUGCUGGAGGAUCUCAUCAUCUGGACCAACUAUGAGAUUGAAGUGGCUGCCUACAACGGAGCAGGCCAAGGGACGUUCAGCCACAAAGUUACAGAGUGGACCCUGCAGGGAGUUCCAACGAUCGCCCCGGGCAGCGUGCAGGCCGAGGCAGUCAACUCCACAACCAUCCGUUUCACGUGGACGGCCCCGAACCCUCAGUUCAUCAACGGCAUUAACCAGGGCUACAAGCUUCUGGCAUGGGAACCAGGCAAAGAACAUGAUGUUACCAUGAUAACGGCCAGACCCAACUUCCAGGACAGCGUCCAUGUGGGAUACAUGACAGGCCUGAAGAAGUUCUCCGAGUAUUACACCUCGGUGCUGUGCUUCACCACUCCGGGGGACGGUCCCCGCAGCCCGCCACGAGUGCUGAGGACGCAUGAGGACACCCCCGGGGCCGUCGGGCACCUGAGCUUCACCGAAAUUCUGGACACGUCACUCAAAGUCAGCUGGAGCGAGCCCAGCGAGAAGAACGGCGUCCUCACAGGUUACCGGAUUUCGUGGGAGGAGUUCAAUCGCACCAACACCCGAGUCACUCACUAUCUACCCAACGUGACGUUGGAGUACCGUGUGACUGGAUUGACUGCCCUUACCACCUACACCAUCGAGGUGGCCGGCAUGACCUCCAAAGGUCAAGGUCAACUGUCGUCCUCCACCAUUUCUUCAGGUGUCCCGCCAGAACUCCCUGGCCCUCCUACCAACAUUGCCAUCUCCACCAUCGGUCCACGCUCAGUCAAGCUGAUCUUCAAACCUGGGUAUGACGGGAAAACCUCCAUAUCCCGCUGGCAGGUGGAGGCCCAGGUGGGAGCAGUUGGCGAGACGGAGGACUGGGUGAUGGUCCACCGGGUGGUGAAUGAACCUGAUGCUCGCUCCCUGGAAGUCCCAGGUCUAAACCCUUACACCUUCUACAGGUUUCGCAUGCGUCAAGUGAACAUCGUUGGCACCAGUCCGCCAAGUCAACCGUCAAGAAAGAUUCAGACCCUUCCCGCUCCCCCGGAUAUGGCCCCUGCCAAUGUCACCUUAAGGACCGCUAGCGAGACCAGCCUUUGGUUGAGAUGGAUGCCUUUGCCUGAGUGGGAGUACAACGGUAACCCUGAGCAGGUGGGCUACAAGGUCCAGUAUUCACGUGCGGGCUCGCCCAGAGGAGCGUUAAUCCAAGUGAUCACGGAUCGACUGGAAAGAGAGUUCACCAUUGAAGACCUGGAGGAGUGGACAGAGUAUGAGGUCAGGGUCCAGGCAAUCAACGGCAUCGGCGUGGGACCGUGGAGCCAGCCGGUCAGGGGUAGAACCAGAGAGUCUGUUCCAUCCUGUGGACCCACCAAUGUCUCCGCCUUUGCUACCACUUCUAGCAGCGUGUUGGUGCGAUGGUCUGAAGUUCCUGAGCCAGACAGAAAUGGACUCAUUCUGGGCUACAAGGUGGUGUACAAAGAGAAGGACUCGGACAGUCCGCUUCACUUCUGGGUGGUGGAGGGAAACGCGACGCACAGUGUGCAGUUGACUGGUCUGGGUAAAUAUGUGCUGUAUGAGAUCCAGGUUCUGGCUUUCACACGGAUUGGUGAUGGACGGCCCAGUUCCCCCCCAAUUCUGGAGAGGACCUUGGAUGAUGUGCCUGGACCUCCCGUUGGCAUCUUAUUCCCUGAAGUGAGGCCAACUUCAGUCCGGCUAAUUUGGCAGUCCCCCUCCCAGCCCAAUGGCAUCAUUCUCGCCUACCAGAUCACCUACCACCUGAACUCCACCAACAGCAACGCAGCCACCGUCGACGUCUUGAACCCCAGUGCUCGGCAGUAUACCGUCACCAACCUCAGGCCAGAGUCCAUCUACGUCUUCAGGAUCACGGCACAAACACGGAAGGGAUGGGGUGAAGCUGCAGAAGCGCUGGUGGUCACCACGGAAAAACGAGCUCGCCCACAGCCCACCAGCCGCCCAGCGGUGCUUCAGAAAGACGUCCAAGCCCGACAGGUUCUGCUUUCGUGGGUACCGGGCAGCGAUGGACUGUCCCCUGUCCGGUACUACACAGUGCAGCUGAGAAUCCUGCCUGAGAGCAAUUGGACGGUCCACUCCGCCUCUGUCAACCACGAGGCCACUUCAUUUGCAGUGUCUAGGUUGAAGCCUUUCACGUCCUACAAAUUCCGUGUGAAAGCCACCAACGACAUCGGAGACAGCGAGUACAGCCCAGAGAGUGAAGCAGUUACAACUCUACAAGAUGCGCCCGACGAAGCCCCCACCAUCCUGUCAGUCACGCCGCACACAACAACAUCCGUGCUGAUACGCUGGCAGCCACCGUCAGAGGACAAGCUCAACGGGAUCUUACUGGGAUUUCGGAUCCGAUACCGGGAGCUGCUGUACGAUAGACUUCGCAGCUACUCUCUUCACUCCAUAAACAGCAUGUCAGCCUGGGCUGAGCUCACAGCUCCCUACAGCACCCGGAACCUGAGUGAUUCCUCGCUGACCCAGUACGAGCUUGACAAGCUAAGUAAACACAAGCGCUAUGAGAUCCGCAUGAGUGUCUACAACGCCGUGGGCGAGGGACCCGUCAGCACUCCACAGGAGGUGUUUGUGGGGGAAGCAGUGCCAACUGCCCCACCCCAGAACGUCGCCAUACACUCAGCUACGGCAACACAGUUGGAGGUGACAUGGGAUCCUCCUCCUGUGGACGCUCAGAAUGGGGAUAUCCAGGGUUACAAGGUUUACUUUUGGGAAUUCCAGCGCAAAAAUGAGACAGAGCGGCUUCGGACUCUAUUCAUGCCUGAAGGUGGCGUGAAGCUCAAGAACUUGACUGGAUACACGACCUACAUGAUCAGCGUCGCUCCCUUCAAUGCAGCCGGGGAUGGACCCCGCAGCACCCCGACAAGAGGUCGAACGCAGCAAGCAGCACCCAGCGCUCCAAGCUUCAUCCACUUCAGUGAGCUGACCACCACCUCGGUCAAUGUGUCCUGGGGAGAGCCCACCUUGCCAAACGGCAUCAUUGAAGGCUACCGACUGGUCUACGAACCGAGCGCGCCUGUUGAUGAGUCUUCAGUGGCCUGUGCCGACUGUCUCCACUCCCCCUCCCCCCCAGGCGUCAGUAAGACCGUCAUAGUGGACGUGAAGGGAUCAGGCCCUCUCUGGUUAAAGCUCAAGGACCUCGUGGAAGGAGUCACCUACAACUUCCGUAUCAGAGCCAAGACUUUCAUCUAUGGGCCUGAGGUGGAGGCUAACAUCACCACCGGUCCAGGAGAAGGUGCUCCUGGACCUCCAGGAGAUCCCUUCAUUACACGCUACGGUUCUGCUUUAACCAUCCACUGGACAAGCGGCGACCCAGGCCGUUCUCCCAUUACACGCUACGUAAUAGAGGCCAGACCUUCUGAUGAGGGACUGUGGGACAUCCUUAUCAAGGACAUCCCAAAGGAAGUGACAUCACACACUUUUAACAUGGAUAUACUGAAGCAAGGGGUUAGCUACGACUUCCGGGUGAUUGGUGUCAACGACUACGGAUAUGGCUCUCCAAGUCAAACAUCUCCGUCUAUAUCUGCUCAAAAAGUGGCCCCCUUUUACGAGGAGUGGUGGUUCUUGGUUGUGGUGGCGCUAGUGGGCCUCAUUUUUGUCCUGCUCUUGACCUUCAUCCUCAUUAUCCGAGGACAGAAUAAGAAGUACGCCAAGAAGUCGGAGUCAGUGUCUCUCUACGUUUGUCCAGGUAAUAACUCCAACUGUAAUGCUCUGACCCAUGGGGACAUGGUGAGUCUGGAUGAAGGACGAUUUCCUGCUUUGGAACUGAACAACCGGCGUCUCUCUGUGAAAAACUCUUUCUGCAGGAAAAACGGAGUCUACACAAGGUCUCCUCCCAGGCCAAGUCCUGGUAGCCUCCACUACUCCGAUGAAGACGUGAGCACCAAGUACAACGUGGAGAGCAGCAGUCUGACAGAAAAACCCUCUGAGAUCUCAGACUCCCAGGAGGCGCUGGUGUUUUCAUAUGGGACAGGUGGUCUACAUACACUUCCACUGCAUUUGGGCAGCGACAGCGAGUACGAGGUGGACCCUAAUCGGCAGAAAACGCACUCUUUCGUCAACCACUACAUCAGCGACCCCACCUACUACAACUCCUGGCGCAGACAGCAAAAGGGCAUAUCCCGAGUCCAGGCAUACAGCUACACCGAGUCCGAAUCGGGCGAGCCGGAUCAGUGCGCCCCACCGCCUCUGCCGCCACUACCUCCUUUGCCACCGCAGCUUAGUUCGCCUACACCGCAACCCCAGCAGGCACAAGGACAACCCCAAGGGCAAGGCAGCCUGUUUAGGCCAAAAGGAAGUCGGACUCCAACCCCCUCCCAGCAGAGCUCCAAUCCUCCCAGCCAACACAGCACCCUCUACAGGCCACCAAGCAGUCUAGCCCCUGGCUCACGAGCCCCGAUUGCAGGCUUCUCAUCAUUUGUGUGAAAGGUAACGGAAAGGACAACACAAUUUCAAGAUAUGCGGCAAGCGUUUUGGCAACUAUUUUAAGUUAUUUUCGCCAGGUAAAACCUUUUUUUAUAUAAGCGAUUGAUGUGUGAAGCUUUUCUUCUUUUUCUUUGCUUUUUUUUUAAAUUCAUAUUCUCACUUUUAUUUUUGCUAACUGAACUGAUUGCAUGACUUUUUUUGUAUUUUUUUAGUUAUUUCUUUGCACAGUUUGUCAGGUGCUGUACAAAGUCACAACAAUCUGAAGAGACAUAAAUAUAAAUAUAUAUAUAUAGCUGUAUCUAGAAAGAAGAAAAACAUCCCAGAGCACACCAUGCAUUGAUCGCAAAUAACCCUGUCUAAUGGAGCCGUGUUGUGGAAUUGAAAGAUAAAUAUGUUUGUCUUGAAGAUGCCAAAAUGAACACAUUUUUAGACAUUGGCGGGAUGAGUUCUUCACACCAGACACUGGAGCAACAACCGUGGAACACUGGCCAAUAGCACACAAAGCAAAGACCACGACAGGUUACAUGUGGUCGGACUGUUGGUGCCUGAAGGAUUGUGCGGAUACAGAAACUGACUUUAUAUCUGUACAAGUGUAAUUCUGUGAGCGUGCUCCAGUGGAUCGAUGGUGCCUUGAUAGAGGCAAAACAACUGUAUUCCACACCACCUGAGUAACACAGUGGAGUACUUGCUUUAUUUUGUUUAUAAAUCUGUUUGUUGCCUCACAUCUGCUAAGUUCCACAGAGUUAGAAAACCAAGAACUGAACUGACAAACUCUAUGAAUUCAAUGUUUGCUCAUUUUUUUUCCUGUUGUUUUUCCACACCAUGCUGAAUGAGUCACUCUAUUAAUUCACAAGAACGUGAAGCAGCAGUGACGCUGCACCAGGUUAUGAUGUCAAGUAAUCUUCUUUCACCGUUUUGUGUGAUCAUGAUGCAACCACACUGCUACAUAGCAAAAUUACUACUAUUGAUGGGUAGAUGAGGUAUCAUUAAACAGUAUUGUACGGUUGAUGAAAUAUUUUUGGAGGCCACUAGAUGGUGUUUAGCAACAGUGUGAGGUUUCAUUGAAUUAGUUGUUCAAGUCCCAACAUUUUACAACAGGCACUGCCCUCUGGUGGCCGCUGAAAAUCUGGACACUGUUUCACGAAACCUUAGCAAUUUUUCAAUACUUUGUCAUGUGUCUCAUCUACCCAUCUCUAAUCAAUUGUCAGCGGUCGGUAUGAGUUCACGUACUGGUCAUUAGAGUGCCAUCUUAUGUCAAAAAAUGGUUGAAUAAAGCUAGGAAAUUCACUACUGUGAACUAUUUUAAACAAGUGUGUUAAGCAGAUGCAGUGAAUUCACAGUGCAGUAUUAGUUUUGAGCACUAUAUUUGAGUGUUGAAAUUGAAGUAUAAUAUUAUACAAUGCUACAGACAUUAACAGGCUUGAAUGACUUAAUUUCACACUCAAGUACUUUACUGAAAUGCUGUUAUACAGUAUAUAAAUGAGACUACGCUGAAUCAUGUAUUUAAUCUUCCUUAUUUAAUGCUUUAUAUUUCUGUAUCAGACAUGUCAAAGGUUAAAUAUAAUUUGAUUCCAAGUGAGAAGUUAGAGGUUUCUUAAGAUAUAGUAGGAGUGACUGUAUUUGUUAGUAUCAAAGUACUACCUAAAUUUGCGGUUUUACAGUGGAAUAAUGGGAUUUAUUUUUUUGUGCUGCCUUUCUGACUGACUUUCAAAAACCAGUUUUCAAUUACAAAAAUGGAGCCACCGCCAAAAUUGUUUACUCACAAUGAUUGUGAUGGCCAGUGUUUAUUCCACUUCCGUGUAACCAAGGUCAAAGUCGAACCUCUCAGAAGUUGUAUUAAGUUCUACUAUCUGCAGAAAUAGUUUUGUGGAAGCCAAUUCUGAUGUUGUCUUGUCAUCAAGGACGAAUUUCCAGUCGCCUUCACCACACGUGUCUCAGAUAGCUUGUCGCCACAAUAUGUUUUCAGAUGUGAUCUUUCAUAGACAAGUGUGGUAAACACUCCAAAGAAAAUGUAGCGGUGUGGAUGUGGCAUCUGUUUGUACUCUUCCGGUGCGAGUAUUGAUUUUGUGCGCGCGGACGUGCAUGUGACAUGUUUUCAUUUGUUCAUUAGCUUUACGUGUCAUUCACUGCCAGUCAGGGUGAAAGGAGAACUUCUUGCACCUGGAGGUGAGCGCUACGCUGAGUCAUUGAACCUCCUCGUACUCUAGAAACAAUCGCUGGUGUGUUGCUACCUUCAGAAGGUAAAAAAAAAAAUCUAUAUAUAUAUCCAUCAUGGCUUUGUUGAUUUUUCUCUGUGGGUGAUUUCAUUUUAGCGCAGCAGCCUGCCAUGCUUCUGAAUGAAUAUACACUCUGAUCACAUUUCUGAAAUAAAUUAUUUUUCAAUG
Synchiropus splendidus (mandarinfish) is the source of this 9557-nucleotide messenger RNA. RefSeq names its product sidekick cell adhesion molecule 2b (gene sdk2b). The transcript is spliced from 46 exons. Lineage: Eukaryota; Metazoa; Chordata; Actinopteri; Syngnathiformes; Callionymidae. The record is from RefSeq and is a predicted model, not a curated record. Gene Ontology annotation, molecular function: protein binding. The coding region runs from base 448 to 7173 and encodes 2241 amino acids.